AUGAGGAACAGGGCCACAACGCCUUUGAGCAAGGCCAAAAUCCGCCAGUCAUGGAGCAAAUACAACCUGUAUAACCUGCACCGAUAUCGCCAGCCGCCGACCGCCAACAGGACCUUUUUCCAGCAGAAAUGGGCUGCCAAAUCUAUAUCUCGAGCAUACCACGGUGAACAGAUCCGCGAGAGUCAAUGGACUCGCAUGUUCUCGCGCCGUCUGCGCAGCGUGGUGCCCAUGAACCCUCGCAACCUUGCCACGGACGAUGGUUCCGUGAUUUCCGCUGGUCGUGGUUCUGGGCUGGGCAAGAGCCGGCCUGUGCCGCGAACGCCAUAUACACAGAUGACUUUUGCCCCUAUGGAGCGGCGGUUAGAUGUUGCUAUCUUCAGAGCUAUGCUAGCAAGUAGCGCCAGACAGGCACGGCAGUUUGUCGUGCACGGCGCGGUAACUGUCAAUGGGAAGAAGAUGCGACUCCCUGGUUAUCUUCUCAACCCUGGCGAUCUCUUUCAGGUAGAACCGGAACGUGUCAUGUUCGCUACAGGAGCACCCAAGAAUAAAAUCGAGCGCCGAGAGGGACGUCUUGCGAAGAAAGCUACCGGUGAAGACGAAACCAAGAAAGCCAAGGAAGAGACGAAACCGGAAGAAUUGACAGAACAAGAGGAGAAAGAACAGGCCAAGGAGUCUUUGAAGGAUCUUCUCACCAAAGCAAAAACCAUCAUGUCGCGAGAAAAGACCGUCCUUCCGGCAAAGAAGAAACAGGAGCUUCGUUCAUUCCAGAAAUCGGUCCGCAGUGUACUUUCGAAAUCUGCCACGAGUACAAUUUUAACAGACAGUCUCGAAAAUCAAUUCUCAGAGCUCCUGGGUAGGCUUAAAGCGAAGGUGGCCACGACAAAGAGCAAGGGUGAACAACAAAAACGGACCCCGGCCCAUCAAGAAUCUCGCAACGAAGAAUCCAGCAACGCUGCCAGCAGCCAACUAAGAGAAGCUUUCAAUAAGGCUACCGAAGACCCCGAGUCCUUGGAUACUUCAGAACUCUCAAAAGAAGAAGUCGGCAUUUUGAAGCAAGCGCUAGCGCAGAUGCGUGACAACCCGGUUGAUUCCAGCAAGCCUUAUGCCACGCCCUGGCGACCGCGAGACUACAUGGCGGCCUUUGCCUUUGUUCCUCGCUAUCUCGAGGUGCACCACAAAAUCUGCGCUGCCGUUUAUCUGCGUCACCCAGUUGCUCGUCCGGGCUUUUCAGAAGUCCCCAGUCCCUUUGGCGACAGCAUCCUGACCCCAGCAUUCGUAUGGUAUCUCCGCAGAAGGUGA
Messenger RNA from Talaromyces rugulosus, 1299 nucleotides. RefSeq lists its product as uncharacterized. The record is from RefSeq and is a predicted model, not a curated record. The transcript is spliced from 3 exons. The coding region runs from base 1 to 1299 and encodes 432 amino acids. Gene Ontology annotation, biological process: positive regulation of translational fidelity. Gene Ontology annotation, molecular function: structural constituent of ribosome; rRNA binding. NCBI's taxonomy places the organism in Eukaryota, Fungi, Ascomycota, Eurotiomycetes, Eurotiales, Trichocomaceae. Gene Ontology annotation, cellular component: mitochondrial small ribosomal subunit.